Messenger RNA from Helicoverpa zea (corn earworm), 1826 nucleotides. RefSeq names its product serine protease 53-like. The coding region runs from base 31 to 1767 and encodes 578 amino acids. Gene Ontology annotation, biological process: proteolysis. Lineage: Eukaryota; Metazoa; Arthropoda; Insecta; Lepidoptera; Noctuidae. The transcript has 10 exons. The record is from RefSeq and is a predicted model, not a curated record. Gene Ontology annotation, molecular function: serine-type endopeptidase activity.
CUUAUUACUACGUUACAUUUAGCUGUCAAAAUGUUUCUGUUUACUGGAGUGGUAUGUUUGGCCUUGGCUGUAACUGCCCAAUCAGCUGCAAUCGACACGGAUGCUAUCACUUCGCCUGUGUACGACUAUCAUCGAAGAAUCGGUAUUCCUGAAGCUGAAAGAAUACGAAAAAAUGAAAUAUCAAAAAUUGCUGGAGGUUUUAUAAACGAUGUAACAGAAACCCCAUAUCAGGUCGGCAUCAUUGUUCAAAUCAUGUCAUUCUUCACGUCAGUAUGUGGGGGUUCCCUCAUAUCUUCCACUCGCGUGGUGACUGCAGCCCACUGCAGGGACGAUGGCGUGUUCAGCGCUCAAUUCUUCACCAUAGUCUUGGGGUCCAACACUCUGUUCAGUGGUGGAGUUCGUAUUGUGACCGAUGACGUUGCGGUCCAUCCGAACUGGCAAGCAAUCACCAUUUCUAAUGACAUCGCUGUUGUGCGAACUGAACCCGUUACUUUUACUGAAUCGAUCCAGCCUAUUAACCUCCCCAUUGGCAGCGAGCUCUUAUACGACUACACUGACUGGACAGCUGUUGCUUCUGGCUUUGGCGUCAUUGCUCCUGGUUCACCGAUUGAAAAUGAGCAGCCGAUCAGAUCGGUAAUCUUGUCCGUCAUUUCGAACCAGGAAUGUAAGGCUACAUUCGGCAGCUUUGUGCUUCCUUCCACUAUUUGCACCAGCGGGGCGGGAGGAAAAGGAACUUGCUCGGGUGACUCUGGUGGACCUCUAGUCGUCCAUAGUGCUAGGACCUACUUGAUAGGUGUGACGUCUUUCGGCUCAAGCCGCGGGUGCAAUAUGGGCUACCCAUCCGCCUACGCCAGAGUUACAUCCUACGUCGACUGGAUUCAAUCUCACAUCACUAUGAAAAUUGCGUGUGCAUUUAUUUUGUUUUGUGUGGCUUUUGCUAAAGCAGCAGAGGUGCCAAAUGGAAUUGAAAAUGGCGUUUAUGAUUACCACCGUAGAAUUGGUAUUCCUAAAGCGUUUAAGAUCAAGAAGCUAGAAAGUGAAAUGACUCCAGCCAGCAGCAGAAUCAUUGGUGGAUCCUCUACGACUAUUUUCUCCGUACCAUAUCAGGCAGGUCUCAUCCUAAGAAUAUCGAUAUUCAGUUCGGUAUGCGGUGGUACCUUGAUCUCGGACUCAAGAGUGCUGACGGCUGCCCAUUGCUACAACGAUGGUAACAGCAUCGUCUCCUCCAUACAAGUGAUCCUGGGCUCCAGUAUGCUGUUCUCUGGGGGAACCAGAAUUGACACUAACGAUAUUGUCCUGAACCCUGGCUAUAACCCUUGGAUCGCCGCCAAUGACAUCGCUGUCAUUCGUAUUCCUAGGGUCAGUUUUUCGUUGGCAAUUCAACCAGUCAUCUUGCCAUCGGGUAGCGAGCUCAACUUGAAUUACGCUGGCAACACUGCUACAGCCUCCGGCUAUGGAAUAACUAGAGACGGGGACAGCGUGGGCCUGCUCCAAACGAUAAAUUCAGUGAACCUGCAAGUGAUCACGAACGCCGUGUGCGCGAAUUCUUACGGCAACGUCAUACAGAGUCACCAUCUUUGCACCAGCGGCGCUGGACGAGUGGGUGUCUGCGGCGGGGACACUGGUGGCCCACUUGUCACCACUGUUAAUGGCCGAAGGAUAUUGAUUGGUGUGAGUUCCUUCACGGCGAACAGUGGAUGUGAAGCUGGUUUGCCAUCAGGCUUCUCAAGAGUCACUUCAUUUAUCUCUUGGAUCCAUUCCAUAUAACUAUACCGAAACCGAUUGAUGAAGCUACGUCAUUUUGAUAAAGAAACACCUGAAAUUGU